UUGCUGGUAGUUACUAGUAGUUGCUGGUGGUUACUAGUAGUUCCUAGUAGUUAUCGGUAGCUACUAGCAGUUACUGGUAGUUACUAGUAGUUACUGGUAGUUACUAGUAGUUGUCGGUAGUCAUCAGUAGCUUCUGGUAGUUAGUAGUAGUUUUCGGUAGUUACUAGUAGUUGUCGGGAGUUACUAGUAGUUACUGGUAGUUAUUAGUAGUUACUGGUAGUUGUCGGUAGUUACUAGUAGUUACUAGUAGUUGAUGGUAGUCAUUGGUAUUUACUAGUAGUUACUGGUAGUUACUAGUAGUUGCUGGUAGUUACUAGUAGUUGCUGGUGGUUACUAGUAGUUCCUAGUAGUUAUCGGUAGCUACUAGCAGUUACUGGUAGUUACUAGUAGUUACUGGUAGUUACUAGUAGUUGUCGGUAGUCAUCAGUAGCUUCUGGUAGUUAGUAGUAGUUUUCGGUAGUUACUAGUAGUUGUCGGGAGUUACUAGUAGUUACUGGUAGUUAUUAGUAGUUACUGGUAGUUGUCGGUAGUUACUAGUAGUUACUAGUAGUUGAUGGUAGUCAUUGGUAUUUACUAGUAGUUACUGGUAGUUACUAGUAGUUGCUGGUAGUUACUAGUAGUUGCUGGUGGUUACUAGUAGUUCCUAGUAGUUAUCGGUAGCUACUAGCAGUUACUGGUAGUUACUAGUAGUUACUGGUAGUUACUAGUAGUUGUCGGUAGUCAUCAGUAGCUUCUGGUAGUUAGUAGUAGUUUUCGGUAGUUACUAGUAGUUGUCGGGAGUUACUAGUAGUUACUGGUAGUUAUUAGUAGUUACUGGUAGUUGUCGGUAGUUACUAGUAGUUACUAGUAGUUGAUGGUAGUCAUUGGUAUUUACUAGUAGUUACUGGUAGUUACUAGUAGUUGCUGGUAGUUACUAGUAGUUGCUGGUAGUUACUAGUAGUUCCUAGUAGUUAUCGGUAGUUACUAGUAGUUACUGGUGGUUACUAGUAGUCACUGGUAGUUACUGGUAGUUAUUAGUAGUUGUCGGUAGUUACUAGUAAUUGAUGGUAGUUAUUGGUAUUUAUUAGUAGUUACUGAUAGGUACUAGUAGUUACUAGUACUUAUAGGUAGUUACUAGUAGUUACUGGUAGUUACUGGUAGUUACUAGUAGUUGUCGGUAGUUAUUAGUAGUUACUAGUAGUUAUUAUUAGUUCUCGGUAGUUACUAGUAGUUACUGGUAAUUAGUGGUAGUUAUUGGUAGUUACUAGUAGUUAGUGGUAGUUACCAGUAGUUGCUGGUAGUUACAAGUAGUUCGUAGUAGUUAUCGGUAGUUACUAGUAGUUACCUGUAGUUACUAGUAGUUACUGGUAGUUGUCGGCAGUUGCUAGUAGUUACUGGUAGUUGCUAGUAGUUAUCGGUAGUUACUAGUAGUUACUGGUAGUUACUCGUAGUUGUCGGUAGUUACUAGUGGUUACUAGUAGUUGGUGGUAGUUAUCGGUAGUUACUAGUAGUUACUGGUAGUUACUUGUAGUUAUUGGUAGUUACUAGUAGUUGUCAGUACUUACUAGUAGUUACUAGUAGUUUAUAGUAGUUCUUGGUAUUUACUAGUAGUUAGUAGUAGUUAUAAGUAGUUACUGGUAGUUACUUGUAGUUGUCGGUAGUUACUAGUGGUUACUAGUAGUUGGUGGUAGUUAUCGGUAGUUACUACUAGUUACUGGUAGUUACUUGUAGUUAUUGGUAGUUACUACUAGUUGUUAGUAGUUACUAGUACUUACUAGUAGUUUAUAGUAGUUCUUGGUAUUUACUAGUAGUUAGUGGUAGUUAUUAGUAGUUACUGGUAGUUACUAGAAGUUACUGGUAGUUACUAGUAGUUACUGGUUAUUACUGGUAGUUACUAGUAGUUGUCUGUAGUUAUUAGUAGUUACUGGUAGUUACUAGUAGUUGCCGGUAGUUACUAGUAGUUACUAGUAUUUACGGGUAGUUACUAGUAGUUGUCGGUAGUUACUAGUAGUUUCUGGUAUUUAGUAGUAGUUGGAGGUAGUUACUGGUAUUUUUCGGUAGUUACUAGUAGUUACUGGUAA
Molecule: messenger RNA, 2060 nt
Organism: Porites evermanni
Lineage: Eukaryota; Metazoa; Cnidaria; Anthozoa; Scleractinia; Poritidae
Source: the annotation of a GenBank genome assembly